AUGGCUAGACUAAACGAACCCCCUGUGUCUACAGACAGUCUCGAAACGCUUCGAAAGAAGCUUCUACGUCAAAACCGCGAUCUCGCCAAAUCAAAUAAUAUCCGUGCUCUUCGCAUCCGAGAAGUUGAGAAUGACUGCGCUUGCAUGCUGUCCGAGAACCUUGAGCUUCGAGGUCGUAUCCUGGAGCUAGAAAAGGAGCUUGAAGACAACGACUCUCGAAGAAUUGCCGAUCAUGCGCUCGCGAUCAAGGCCAAGAUGGAAUCUCAGCUUACUGAAUGGGGCGCCCUUCUCGCUGGUCUAGGUCUCGAGCCCCCUAUGAAACGACACUCUCCACGCCCGCGAAAAUCAACAAAGCCAAGAUUGAGCUUCAGCUCUGCUCGACCUAGCCCUUCUCAGCGACGGUUACGUGAUAUUGCUCGGGAAGUUGAGGAGUUGGGACACAUUUCGGAGACCAAAUCCUACCCAAGACAGUCCAUGAACCCUGAGCAAAUACUGGCCCUUCGAUCAGAGGCUCACGCGGACAACAUGGCAGAUGCAUCUCAGUCACCUGAACUCGGACCCCCGCCCGUAUCGCAAUUUAUCGAAACAGAAGACCAAGAUCCAGUCAAGAUUGACUCGCCUUCCCCUUCCCGCUCUGCUCCCUCACCUGUACAUGUACAAGAAAGCCCCAGAACGAAACUUGCACCACCCGAAACUUUCACAUCACCACAAACUACCAAGAUGCUGCCCCGAUCAACGUCACCAGAGAAGAAGCGAACAGAGGAGACUGCCAAGCUCCAACAACCGAAAUUAAUGGAGACUAGCCCCCUGGCUACCAAGUCCACCGAGAUCAUGGCCGAGCAACCAGCUAUGGAACCCCCUGCGGUCGAGUUCCAGCAAAUUAAGAUAGGAUCAAAGAGGAAGCUUGCCGCUAGGGACGACAUGGUUACCAUUAGAUCACAGAGGAACAACGAUGAGAACGAGAACCCCCGAAUGUCCAACGAGAAACGAUCGAUUCGCGAAAAAGUAGGAGAUCGAAUAGUGAAAGAUAUCUCCGGCAUGAAGAGGGAUUCGCGUGACAAGGCGAGUGCCACGGGUACAAGGAAGCCUCUGUCGGCAAAGAGCACGAAUGAUGAUAUGACUUCACCAAAGAAGAUUUCCAAGCCAGUCAGCACCGACGAGAUCGCUGCAGCCAAAGCUGAUCUUGUGAGAUCCAAAAUUUCUCAAGAUCGGCCCAAAUCCAGGUCCAGAUCAUUGGUUCCUAUUACCAUUGAGCCUGUCCGAGACCUCGAGCAUGCAGCUCCUGAAGUUGUAGACGUACAGUGUGGGUUUGCAACACCUUACACAGAACCCUCGCUCCUCUCCCUGCAUUCACCAGAUACCACCACUUCAAAAGACGCAGGACGAGGAGGAACUCCACCACCCGGAGAUGUUAACGCCAGCCGAGAGCCUGCAAGACCUAGCCGACGAAAUAGGACUGCAGUCAGCUAUGCUGAGCCUAACCUUAGAGACAAAAUGCGAAGACCCACAAAGGAGAUGCUUGAUGCUGUCGCAGGAGAGGGUAGAUAUGCCCGACGUUCCAGCGCAGUUGAGCAGGCUCCAGAGACUGGCAAGGUCAAGCGUGAGAGUAGAACCGAAGACUCGUGGAAGCAACUGUCCACUGUUGAUGCAGCGACCGUAGAGAAUGAACCUGGCAGUAUUCCUGCUAGUCCUUUGGCCGGAAAGAGUUUAAGCCCUGAGAUCGCUAAGAACAUGGCCAUCCGAAGCGGUAGGCGCAGCUCUAUGACGAUCCAGGAUUUGGUUGCGGGCAGCGAAACCUCACACGAGGAUGGCAAGGAUGAAACAGCAUCCGACACGACCGGACUGAGCGAAGUCGAUAUUUACGAAUUCACCCCCUCAUCACCACAGUAUGAAGAACAGGCCCCUGUCAGAAAUAAAAGAAAGACCGCCAGCCGCCAAACUUCACGGCGCGUCUCAUCUGCUGUUCAUGACGAAGAGGGUUCCGAAGCUAGGGAACGUGCCUCAUCAAGACGAAGGAGUAUGAUGCUGUAA
This is a messenger RNA of Fusarium venenatum, 2031 nucleotides long. RefSeq lists its product as uncharacterized. Gene Ontology annotation, cellular component: nucleus; chromosome, centromeric region. Gene Ontology annotation, biological process: meiotic chromosome segregation. NCBI's taxonomy places the organism in Eukaryota, Fungi, Ascomycota, Sordariomycetes, Hypocreales, Nectriaceae. The record is from RefSeq and is a predicted model, not a curated record.